AUGUUUGCACCUCCAGUGACACGUCCAUGUCACGCUGAAGUGCAAAAGUUCACCUUGGGUCAAGGAGGAGAAAAGACCAAACUGACAGAGAGUGAAGAAGGCAGAGAGGAAGUAUUCAAACCAGCUAAAGUGGGGAAGAGUGUGGAUGAUGUAUUGUGGGUGCAGUGUAGCAGAGCUGUCUGUGGGAAAUGGAGGCAACUAAAGGACAAUGAAGACCCAUCAGCUCUUCAUCUUGACUGGACAUGUGAUAAAAACACAGAUCCUGAAUACAGCAGUUGCUCUGCUCCAGAGGAGAGAUAUUGUACAUCUCUUGAGGAGACGUUCUUCUGUAAGCUUGUACCUGGAUCUCUGGUGUGGGCCCAGCAGAAUGGAUAUCCCUGGUGGCCUGCAAUGGUGGAGAGAGACCCAGAUUCCAAUGAGUAUCUGCUCUUUAAAAAGGAAACUGACCAAACACCUUAUAAGUGUCACGUGACAUACCUAGGGACUCCCGUCUCUCGUGCCUGGGUGCUGUAUAACAGAGUGAAGGACUAUGCAGGUUUAACGGAGGAAACUUUGCUCAAUACUGUAAAGCAGGAACGGUUAAAGAAGUCAUUGAAAGAGUCCAUUUGCAUGGCCAGACAGGCAGUCGAACUCUCAUUGAAGAGGCGAUUGGCCAGAUUUGGUUUCUGGGCUCGUCAUGUGUCAGACAGAGAAAGCUCAGAUGAGGACAGCAGCAUUGCAGCAGAAGAAAAUGAGGACCAGACAGUCCCCGAGAGCAUAGUGGAGAUGUCCCCGGAUCUGACUCCAGCCUCAAGAGAUGAGGACGGAGAGAGUGUGGAGAAGAAGAUCAGACGAGGACAGGACGGUGGACAACCAGGAGAGGGGAAGAGUGCUGACAGAUGCGCGUUCGUGUACACAGCUGACUACGAGCCCGCGUCGCCUUUAAAAAAUGAAUUAUGCGAUUACCCCCUGUCUCCUCUCCCCUCGGUUCAGUCUCGCUAUGGUUAUUCAGCUGGACGUAUUGUUCUCCCGGUGAAGAGCCGAAAUCAUCACUGUGACGAGGAACUUCUAAUCCACAGCGCAACGCAAGGACGGGCGCGCAUCCGUAUGGUGUAG
Messenger RNA from Chanos chanos (milkfish), 1095 nucleotides. RefSeq names its product zinc finger CW-type PWWP domain protein 1-like. Gene Ontology annotation, cellular component: nucleus. The record is from RefSeq and is a predicted model, not a curated record. Lineage: Eukaryota; Metazoa; Chordata; Actinopteri; Gonorynchiformes; Chanidae. The transcript has 10 exons. Gene Ontology annotation, molecular function: zinc ion binding. Bases 1 to 1095 code for a protein of 364 amino acids.